This is a messenger RNA of Ceratotherium simum simum (southern white rhinoceros), 2957 nucleotides long. RefSeq names its product protein kinase N1 (gene PKN1). NCBI's taxonomy places the organism in Eukaryota, Metazoa, Chordata, Mammalia, Perissodactyla, Rhinocerotidae. Gene Ontology annotation, molecular function: protein serine/threonine kinase activity; small GTPase binding; ATP binding. The record is from RefSeq and is a predicted model, not a curated record. Gene Ontology annotation, biological process: protein phosphorylation; signal transduction.
GGGUGGGGGGCCCUGGCAGGCCAAGGCUCAGGAAGAGGGCGGGGCCCUCCGCGGGACCCAGGAUGGCGGAGGCUGGUCCCGCUUCAGACCCGGAGCUGGAGAGCGAGCCUCGCAGCUGGUCCCUGCUGGAGCAGCUGGGGCUGGCGGGCGCGGACCUGGCGGCCCCCGCGGCACAGCAGCAGCUGGAGCGGGAGCGGGAGCGGCUGCGGCGCGAAAUCCGCAAGGAGCUGAAGCUGAAGGAGGGCGCCGAGAACCUGCGCCGGGCCACCACCGACCUGGGCCGCAGCCUGGGCCCCGUGGAGCUGCUGCUGCGCGGCUCUGCGCGCCGCCUGGACCUGUUGCACCAGCAGCUGCAGGAGCUUCACGCGCACGUGGUGCUGCCCGAGCCCGCGGCGCGCGAUGUCCCCCAGCCCCCCGGGACGGGCGGCUCGGCCUGCUCGGCCGCCAGCCUGAGCCGCGUGGCCGGCCUGGAGAAGCAGCUGGCCAUCGAGCUGAAGGUGAAGCAAGGGGCGGAGAACAUGAUCCAGACGUACAGCAACGGCAGCACCAAGGACCGGAAGCUGCUGCUGACAGCCCAGCAGAUGCUGCAGGACAGCAAGACCAAGAUCGACAUCAUCCGCAUGCAGCUGCGCCGGGCGCUGCAGGCCGGCCAACUGGAGAGCCAGGCCGCCCCAGACGAGGCCCAAGGGAGUCCGGACCUGGGGGCCGUGGAGCUGCGCAUUGAGGAGCUGCGGCACCACUUCCGAGUCGAGCACGCGGUGGCCGAGGGCGCCAAGAACGUGCUGCGCCUGCUCAGUGCCGCCAAGGCCCCGGACCGCAAGGCGGUCAGCGAGGCCCAGGAGAAGCUGACCGAGUCCAACCAGAAGCUGGGGCUGCUCCGGGAGGCCCUGGAGCGGAGGCUCGGGGAGCUGCCCGCCGACCACCCCAAGGGGCGGCUGCUGCGCGAGGAGCUCGCGGCGGCCUCGUCCGCAGCCUUCAGUGCCCGCCUGGCCGGGCCCUUCCCCGCCACGCACUACAGCACCCUGUGCAAGCCCGCGCCGCUCACAGGGACCCUGGAGGUGCGCGUGGUGGGCUGCAGGGACCUUCCAGAGACCAUCCCGUGGAACCCCUCACCCUCGGUGGGGGGAUCUGGGACCCCCGACAGCCGCACCCCCUUCCUGAGCCGUCCAGCCAAGGGCCUUUACAGCCGGAGUGGAAGCCUCAGUGGCCGGAGCAGCCUCAAAGCGGAAGCUGAGAAUACGAGCGAGGUCUGCACCGUGCUCAAGCUGGACAACACAGUGGUGGGGCAGACGUCCUGGAAGCCAUGUGGCCUCAGCGCCUGGGACCAGUGCUUCACCCUGGAGCUGGAGCGGGCCCGGGAACUGGAGCUGGCCGUGUUCUGGCGGGACCAGCGGGGCCUGUGCGCCCUCAAAUUCCUGAAAUUGGAGGAUUUCCUGGACAACGAGAGGCACGAGGUGCAGCUGGACAUGGAACCCCAGGGCUGCCUGGUGGCCGAGGUCACCUUCCACAACCCUGUCAUUGAGAGGAUACCCCGGCUCCGGAGGCAGAAGAAGAUCUUCUCCAAGCAGCAAGGGAAAGCGUUCCAGCACGCCAGGCAGAUGAACAUCGACGUGGCCACCUGGGUGCGGCUGCUUCGAAGGCUCAUCCCCAAUGCCACGGCCACGGGCACCUUCAGCCCCGGGGCUUCUCCUGGACCCGAGGCCCGGCCCACGGGCGACAUAUCCGUGGAGAAGCUGAGUCUGGGGGCUGACUGGGACAGCUCACCCCAGAGGAGCCCUCGGGGUCCUCCUUCCAGCCCGUCGAGUCUGAGGUCCCCGAUCCAGGAAAUGACCGCCACUCCCGACCGCCCUCCUUCAGAGGCCCAGGAGACCCCAGGCCCCACCCUGUGCAGCCCUCUGCGGAAGUCGCCCCUGACCCUCGAGGACUUCAAGUUCCUGGCGGUGCUGGGCCGAGGGCACUUUGGGAAGGUGCUGCUCUCCGAACUCCAGCCCAGCGGGGAGCUGUUCGCCAUCAAGGCUUUGAAGAAAGGGGACAUUGUGGCGCGGGACGAGGUGGAGAGCCUGAUGUGUGAGAAGCGGAUCCUGGCAGCGGUGACCAGCGCGGGCCACCCCUUCCUGGUGAACCUGUUCGGCUGUUUCCAGACGCCAGAGCACGUGUGCUUCGUGAUGGAGUACUCGGCCGGCGGGGACCUGAUGCUGCACAUCCACAGCGACGUGUUCUCGGAGCCCCGCGCCGUCUUUUACUCGGCCUGUGUGGUGCUGGGGCUGCAGUUUCUGCACGAACACAAGAUCGUCUACAGGGACCUGAAGUUGGACAACUUGCUCCUGGACACGGAGGGCUACGUCAAGAUCGCAGACUUCGGCCUCUGCAAGGAGGGCAUGGGCUACGGCGACCGGACCAGCACGUUCUGCGGGACUCCCGAGUUCCUGGCGCCCGAGGUGCUGACGGACACGUCGUACACGCGCGCGGUGGACUGGUGGGGCCUGGGCGUGCUGCUCUACGAGAUGCUGGUCGGGGAGUCCCCCUUCCCAGGGGACGACGAGGAGGAGGUGUUCGACAGCAUUGUCAACGACGAGGUGCGCUACCCGCGCUUCCUGUCGGCCGAGGCCGUGGGCAUCAUGCGCAGGCUGCUGCGGAGGAACCCGGAGCGGAGGUUGGGGUCCAGCGAGAGGGACGCAGAGGACGUGAAGAAACAGCCCUUCUUCAGGACCCUGGGCUGGGACGCCCUGCUGGCCCGGCGCCUGCCGCCGCCCUUCGUGCCCACGCUGUCCGGCCGCACCGACGUGAGCAACUUCGACGAGGAGUUCACGGGCGAGGCGCCCACGCUGAGCCCGCCCCGCGACGCGCGGCCGCUCUCGGCCAAGGAGCAGGCCGCCUUCCGGGACUUCGACUUCGUGGCGGGGGGCUGCUAGCCCACCCCGCCCAGCCACCCGCCCAGCCACCCACCCAGCUGUUCG